Messenger RNA from Eleginops maclovinus (Patagonian blennie), 6296 nucleotides. RefSeq lists its product as uncharacterized. Gene Ontology annotation, biological process: protein dephosphorylation; negative regulation of MAPK cascade. The coding region runs from base 997 to 2223 and encodes 408 amino acids. The transcript is spliced from 4 exons. Lineage: Eukaryota; Metazoa; Chordata; Actinopteri; Perciformes; Eleginopidae. The record is from RefSeq and is a predicted model, not a curated record. Gene Ontology annotation, cellular component: cytosol; cytoplasm. Gene Ontology annotation, molecular function: protein tyrosine/threonine phosphatase activity; MAP kinase tyrosine phosphatase activity; MAP kinase tyrosine/serine/threonine phosphatase activity.
UCCGCUCUCGCUGCUGGAGAUGCUGCUCGGCUCAUGCAGCUACCUGUUAGCCGGUCAACUAGUCUUCGUAGACCCGCAUUAAAUGGAUCACAUGUGUGGGUGUUUGUCACCGACGUGAGCCGGUGGUGUGUAGCGGCUCGUCGGGACUCAAGAUGCGGUGGUAGCUUCGCAACAAGCCGCGAGGGAGCAGCGGUUAGCGGGUAGCUAUAGUAACCAACGGGGGUUAGUAAUGCUAACCAACGGCUAUUCGUUACGCUAACCAACGGCUAGUCGUUAUGCUAACAAUCGGUGGUUACUUAGCCUCUUUUACCGAGUCGUCAUGCUAGCCCUGGUCCCCGGUGUAGAUGCUUUUUUUCUUUGCGACCCUACUCCCCCUCUCGGUUCAGAAAUAACCGCUGGUUAGCGCCUCCAUCAGUAUAACGACGUGACUCACACUCUAGGCUAAGUUAGCUCGCUCGUUAGCGGCUAAUUUAUGCUAACAGUCAGUUAAAGCUAAUUGUCGUAGUGGCCAACCGGUGCUACUACAACUGCCGUGACGUCAUUGGGCCCAAAAAAUACUUUUCCCCAUUGACUUACAUUAGGGACAGAGACGUCUGUCAAUCGGAGGAUGCUUUUUUAAAGGCUAAAUUAACUACGCAGCAGGAACUCUUUGAACCCGUAUUUAAAUCAUAUGUGUCUAAACGUUGUAAAAUCCGCUCAAAGCUGAAUCCAGAGUGAUUUCAUCUCCAUUCAUUUGACUGAGAGCAGGGGGAUAGGAGACGGGGCAUAAGGGAAACCUCUACUGCGCAUGCUCCAUGGGCCCACGUACGGGUACUUUCGCUCAGGCCUUUUUGGCCUCAUGCGCGACCGUGCAGCGCUCAUAGGAAUGAAUGGAGCUCCAGUUCUCUUUGUAACGUCCAUGGUCUCCACUGAAGCGAUGUCUGUCCGAUGGAGCUGAAGUGUGUCUCGGCUUGCUGAAGAUGACGGGCCGGGGUUUUGUGGCUCUGUGUCAGCAGGAUGAUGGAAGCCGAGGAGGAGUGGAGGAACAAAGACCCGAGUGCACACAAACUACUGCUGGAUAAAAAGGUGCUCUGCAAGCAGAAUGGAAGGAUCGGUAUAGUGAGAACUCUCCACAGCCUGUUGAAGACACAGAACACUCUGCAGAUUCAGUCCAUCACCCGCUCAGAAUGUGCUGGCUCCUGUCCGGAUCUCAUGAUGAGUAGGAGCGAUCACACCGAUGCCAGGCCCGCCCCCGUGGCCCUCACCCCCCAGCUCCCCCCCAGAGCCCACCGGCCCCUCUGCAUGUCGGUCUCCUCCGACAGCAGCGGACGCUUCAAAGCUCUGGAGACGCAGGAGUGGAAGAACAACCUUAAAGCUCAGAUGGAGCAGGCCCACAGUGCAGGAGCAGCAAGCAGCACCGGGUCCCUGGAGCGAGCCUCCCUGUUCUGCUCCUCCAGCUCCGGCCUCUCCUCCCCCGUGGAGAUCCUCAACAAGAGCAAGUCCUCCAGCCGCUUCUCGCUCUUCUCCCCGCCCUGGAACAGCAGCUCGGAGUCAGACUCCAACCCUCCGUCUCGCUCCGGCUCCAAGAAGCUGCGCAACUACAGCCGCAGAGCCGCCACGGGGCCCGCCGGCGCCAGGGGCCCCGACACGCCCGAGCCCAAACCCGGCGGCCCUGAACACUUCCAGUACUCCGAACCAGUCAUCUCCAGGGUGACAGACUACAUCUACGUGGGCAACCUGAACGCGGCAUACAACGGGCGCUCGCUGUGCCGCAACAACAUCGACAGCAUCAUCGACAUGAGCAGCGUGCCAGGGGAGCCGGGCCCCAGCCUCAACCUCAUCCCGUGCACCUGCUCCCGCGGUGCCCGACACAGCUGGUCCCGCCUCAAGGUGGACAUCGGGGACGUGCCGGACGCUCUGGGCGACGGGCCGGCACUGAAGCAGCGGUGCUUCGAGGACAUCAACGAGUGCAUCGGCGCCUCCACGGAGAAGAGGAAGCGCGUCCUGGUGCACUGCAGGGACGGCUUCUCGCUGGCCCCCACCUGCAUCAUCCAGUACCUGAUGGUGAAGCAGAACAUGAGGCUGAUCGCCGCCUACGAGCUGCUGAGGGCCCGGUACCCCGUCAACAUCCGGGAGCGCCACCAGAACGUCUUGGUGAGCCUGGAGAGGGCCCUGCGGCCCGGAGGCAACGUGGACCCCGAGUGCUUCAAACAGGCCAUCUCGCGCAAAGUGGCGUGGACCUGACUACGUUUCCCAUCAUGCUCGGCUGCAGCUCCGGACUCUCUUUACUCCUCCAGCCUCCCGUGGUGCAGGAAUGAGUCCCCCAACCCUGAAGUGAGUCGGCAUUUUAGCAGUUCCCUCUUCCCGAAGUCAGGAUGUGUUUCUGGUUGUUAUCCUGAAAUACCAAAUUCACACAGAGAAAUCCCAUUGGACCAGGGAGAUGUUGCCUUCAGGGUCCAUCACAGAAACACGGCAUCCCUGCACCGCUCUGCACCACUCUGUUGGAUUCUCUAAAGACCUCUCUACCACCCCCCCCCCCCCCUGUGGAUAAACUGGAUAUAAUUGUCCCCACUUGAGUUCAGUGGUUGUAAAAGUUCUGAUGUAUUUCCUCUUCAAACCUGUAAAUGUGACCCCCCCGCCCACAAUAGACUUCAGUGUAACAAACGCAGCUUCUCGGUGGUGUGAUGGUGUUGGCUGUGUAGUUGAUAUUGUCCUGCUUCAGUUGUGUGCCAUGCCGUCGUGGUGGUGUUUCAUAUCAGGGGAAGAUCUCAGGAGAUUAUUGAUGUCAAACCAGUACAGGGUGGGAACCACUCAAUGGGUCAGUCAGCGUCCCCGUUUACACCUGGCACUCAAAUGCAUCUCAGGGGGCUCUGAGUGAGGUUUCCAAAGGCUUUGAACAGCAGAGUAUUGUUCAGACGUCCAGACAUAACUUUAAAGUUAGCUUCAAAAGCCACUGGUUAGUGCAGGAUUAUGGAAGGAAAGGUGGGAAAACUACCUGUUGCUAAACCACGGCUUAUUCCCACAGGUCCUUGAAAUCCCUAAAAUGUUCUGAAUAGCGACCAAGAGUCAAGGUGCUUUGAGAUAUCUAUGAGCCUCAGGUGUGUCAUAUUUCAAGCGGACCUUCGUUGAAGAAGUGUGACGGUAAUUGACUUUGGAAAACCUUGAAUUUGAUUAAGAAGAUGUAGCAACCCUGCUAAUAACUCAACAGUAUUCACACCAAAACCAGAGUCGAUGUGUGUGAAUUUGCUCCUAAUUAUGGCACAUUUUGUGUGCUGCUUGAACGUCUUGAAGGCAUGUCAGCAUUGAGGGUCUCCUGCUGUGACGGACAUUAAAUCAAACAUCAAUGAAACGGUUAUUUCAAGCAUCUGUGGGCCCCUGUCGUCUAUAAACAAUAACGUUGCUACUGUAUUUAUGCCUCAUUUAAAUGACGUUGAUGGAGGAGCUACCUUGCUAGCAUGGCUCUGACAGAUCCAAACUCCAAUCAGGAAACGAGCGUUUUAAAGCUUGUCGUCGUGCAGAGAAAGCAGACAAGGAUUUUACACAUUUGCAUAAUGUUAGUCAUUUUGGCAUCCCUUUUUUAACAAUUAAAACACUGCACAAUUGUUACUUUUGGGUAAAUUAUGUCAUAGUAAAUGAGAUUAAUUUAGCUGUGUAAAUAACCUUAAUAAUCCGAUGUUAGUUACAGGUUUAACCAAAACUAAAGGAGGAUUUUAAAGGGACUCCUCCUCAAACAGAGAAGUCAUGCUGUCUCAAAACACCCCUCCCUACCUAACGCUUGAGCCUGAAGGGACAGCGUUAGAUUCAUCGCUGCCUCACCUGAGUACGAUUUGAAUGCAGUAAAAUCAAGUUUAAAGUGGAAACGAAACACAAUCAGUCACCGGAGAUGCGUUUUAUAAAUAUUUCUGAUGCCAGGUGUGAACUGCAAUCCGCAAACAUGUUAGCCUCCUUUAAUCUGGAUCUUUGUUUACUUCCUAAUAAUCUGUUCUGCCGGUAGUCUUGGAUGUUUUAGCCGUUGAGAAACCCUGCUAAAGCGGAGCUGCUGACCCCCUGAAGAAGUGUUUUAUCAUUAUGGGAUAUACAUCACUGACUCUGCUUCUAUCGCACGAGGGAACUUUGCACAUGGACCCGCGUUUCAAAUCCUCGGUUUUAUCGUUGUGGUGGUACUCGAUGGAAGGCCCGACCUGUCCUCUGUGAGGAAGAGACCGCCGCCCCGUGGUUUGACCCCCCGUUGGUGGUGCCCUCACCGCGGCUGCUCUGUGAAUGACUGUCCGUGUCCCUGCAGUGGAGCUGGGUGACGUCUGUGGAUUAUCAGUAUUAUCGUGUCGUGCCACUACACUCCAGGGGCCAGCACGGCCAGAGGGGGUUUUGCACUACUCACCGGGUCGUCCAACGUGCAACCAUCGCCGUUUACUUUGUUAUGGUUUGAGCUGUGCUUAUUUUGGGCGUGAUUACAUGUGAGGGUACGUCCGCCUGAUAGUUGAUGGUUUAAUUAAAAUGUCUACAUGUUUCACUCGCUCUGUAUUCCCUGAAAACCUGCCUUUGUUUUUAUUUAUCCGAUCCAGGGGUUCUACAACGAGACGUCAGAGCUCCGUAACAACAAAGCUGUCUGCCGUCUGACGCUCGAUUUCACACCAUUAUACCGUUUUCAUGAACAGAAUAGUGUUUUCUGGCAUCACUUUAACAUAAUGUUUUAUUUGACCACGUUGGUCUCAAGCAAUCCGUGCAACAACUUUACCCAGGGAAAUGUUUUAUAAAAAUCACUUUCAAUCAGUAAAUGUCAACGAUUUGACCGGUGCUCACUAAGGGCUAAAACUUCAAUAUUUAAAUGAUACUUUAGUCAAUAAAGGGAAGACUAUGGUGAAAAAGUGUCUCAGAUUAAUUCAAGGUCUUUAUUUAUCUGGGCAAAAAAAAUCCAAAUAAUUGUGAGGAAAGAAGGAUUGAUAAAUGACUCAAAGGAUUGAAGAUCCGAAACCUGUCUGAUUAGUUUCCUGAUUAUGUAGUUAUAUUUAAUUCCCUAGAGGAUGAUUUUGGAUAUGAAGCUUGGCUCACAAUAAGAAGCUAAACCCUUAUUAAAUAAGAACCUGUCACAGAGUAUAGCAAUGCUGUUCGGGUUAAGGAGACAUAAAGGUGUCUUGAAGAACCUGUAGGAUGCCUUUAUCAGCUGCGGCUCGGGUCAGCAGGAUACGAUUGGACGGAGACUUUCAGGGAGCUUAGUUUGGAUGCAUUGGGGACGUUUCAUUGCAUAGGGGUUAUAAAUAUAAAUGCACGUUUUAAACUAUGAAAUGUGAAGCCCUCAGCAGCCUGGACCUCGUUAAAGUCAGCAACUAUAGACCUGCUUCUUUAUUUGAUCAGCUGGACGUUUGAAUUGGAUAGUUUUUUCUUCACCUAGAAUAAUAAAAUCCUCUAAAUUCGUUAGCCAGUUAAGUUUGAUUCAAGUUAGCUAACGGUUCGAAGAACUUUAAAAGACUGUAAUCAUAGGUUUGUUGAGCUACGAGUCAUGAAGCCUCUAAGAAAACUUGUACUGAUCUGCAAUUUAGAAGCGAGUCCCUGUUGGAUCCUUCUUCAGUUCAACAGAGGUCAUUUCCACCCGGUGUAAGCUAGCUGAGUUUGGCUCUGGUAUGCUAACGGGUCAUUGAACCUCAAACAAACCGUUGAAAACAAUUUACACAUAAUUCGUUAGCUAACCAGAUCCAAGCUUUACUAGCUUACUGUUUAUUAGUAUCCUGGGCCCUGCCGCGGUGCCCUUGAGCACGGCACCAGAGCUGAAGAAUAUCCGUUCAUGAUCCAAAAACAUCCUGUAAAUUCUGACAUCACAUCUGAAAACCACACAGUUUCCAUUCAUGGCAGCCGGAGUGAGACUCCGUUGUUCAGGACUUAUUUUCAACAUUUUGACAUUAACCCCCCCGACAUGUGAGCGGUGUGGCGGGCAUGGAAGAGUAUGGUGCCUUCUUCUGGAGUCGUCUCGUGACCGUUGGGUGACAUUCGCACACUCUGUGACUUUACCUUCUCUAUAUUUUGUGUACGGUGGUCCUUGCUGUAAUAUAUUGGCUAGUGAUUUGUGCGCAGUGCCGCUGUUUCAGAAGAAGAGGAUAUAUCUCACUGACUAAAUCUACAUAUUUUGGUUCAAUCCCUUUGUUUUAAAGUCAUCUUACCUAAAGUUUCCCUAACUCGUUCUCUCAGGUGAUUUCUCAGUGGCCCAGAAUGUUCUCAAUGAAGACGAUAUUCAGAAAUGUGAAGCGGUGUAUUUCUCAUGUCAUGUUUCUGAAAGUCAGAUAUCAUUUGUACUGUUGAAAUAUUAAAGAAAAGGAUGUAAGCUC